AUGUCAAGAUGUUAUAAGUCUUCAUUGAGUUUCAAACUCGUGCGCUUGUAUUGGGUAAAUGGUGGGGGUGAUGACGUAAUUAAGACCGAUGACUGCUCGAAGCUUACCCAUGUAAAAGGUGAGUUGGUUGGGACCUCAAGUUCCCUUCAAGAGGUUUUGGAGACCAAUCUCGUGUUAAAUGCCAAGGUUAUCGAAUUCAAUGGGUAG
This is a messenger RNA of Sphenostylis stenocarpa, 207 nucleotides long. Lineage: Eukaryota; Viridiplantae; Streptophyta; Magnoliopsida; Fabales; Fabaceae. The record is from the annotation of a GenBank genome assembly.